AUUGAAGAAGGAGGGCCAAGAACAAACAAGUGGGCUGCGUAUGCGUAUUGUACACGAUGUUGGCGUGCAAUCCUAUUCCGCACUAGCAACAACGACGUGGAGAAGCACAUGUCGAAGUACCACAAUGACGCACUUGACGAAUUUCGAAGACUGAACAGCGACGACACCGAGGGUCCAACUUGGUCCAGCAGCGACACCAACGCGAGUCAAGUUGUGGAUGGUAAUAAGAAGCCCGGCCUUUGCGAGAUUACGGUUGAGCAGCAGCAGAAAGUGAACGUGCUAAUUGCAAAGUGGAUAGCAGCCCAUUUUCGUCCUCUUCUCAUGGUUGAAGAUGACGGAUUCGUUACGUUUAUCAAGUUUGUGACGGAGGACAUUUGUGGAAUAAAGCUACGCUUCCCAUGA
Messenger RNA from Phytophthora nicotianae INRA-310, 402 nucleotides. RefSeq lists its product as hypothetical. NCBI's taxonomy places the organism in Eukaryota, Oomycota, Peronosporomycetes, Peronosporales, Peronosporaceae. The annotation marks the transcript as partial. The transcript has a single exon. The record is from RefSeq and is a predicted model, not a curated record.